Molecule: messenger RNA, 4224 nt
Organism: Otolemur garnettii (small-eared galago)
Lineage: Eukaryota; Metazoa; Chordata; Mammalia; Primates; Galagidae
Gene: MFSD6
Product: major facilitator superfamily domain containing 6
Exons: 6
Coding region: 1-2400 (799 amino acids)
Biological process (GO): antigen processing and presentation of exogenous peptide antigen via MHC class I
Cellular component (GO): plasma membrane
Source: RefSeq, a predicted model, not a curated record
AUGGCGGCAGAUGAUAAAGUUGCGAUCCUAACUGAUGAUGAAGAAGAACAGAAGAGAAAAUAUGUGCUUGCUGAUCCCUUUAAUGGUAUUUCCAGGGAACCAGAACCACCUUCCAAUGAAACACCCUCCUCCACAGAAACAUCUGCUAUUCCUGAGGAGGAAACAGACUGGAUAGAGAAACAUUGUGUUAAGAUAAACAACGACCUUCUAAUUUCCAAGGUCUUUUAUUUUUUCUUUUACUCUGCCUAUGGCUCCCUCUACCCACUUUUGCCCGUGUAUUAUAAACAGCUGGGAAUGUCACCAAGCCAGAGUGGACUUCUAGUGGGUAUUCGAUACUUCAUUGAGUUCUGCAGUGCCCCCUUCUGGGGUGUGGUUGCGGAUCGCUUUAAAAAAGGCAAAAUUGUCCUCCUCUUUUCUCUUUUAUGUUGGGUUUUAUUCAACCUGGGCAUUGGAUUUGUCAAACCCGCUACCUUGAGAUGUGUACCAAAGAUUCCCCCGACAGUGCGCCCCACCAAUGCAAGUCAUCACUUAACUGUUCUGCCAACAAAUUCCUCUGUUACCACUUUCCUUACUGUAUCACCAAAAAUGCGUGAGAAACGGGAACUGCCUCCUUCAGACGGGCCAUUAAUGUUAGAGACAGGACUCAAUGUCUCAGAUGCUGUUACUGUUUCAGCAGCCCCGGACAAGUUCAGUGAACCCACUCUGCAGCCUCGGACACAUGAAAUUACUGACCAUAUGAUGGACUUGACCUUGAACUCUACCACAGCUGCCCCUGCCCCCCCAGGAAAUAUAACCAGGGAGACAACCACUGCUAUUGUCACGACCACCAAAUCCUUACCUUCUGACCAAGUCACUCUUGUUUAUGACCAACAAGAAGUUGAAGCUAUAUUCUUGGUGAUCUUGGUAGUUGUCAUCAUAGGAGAAUUUUUCAGUGCCUCUUCUGUCACGAUUGUAGAUACGGUAACACUCCAGUAUCUAGGAAAACACAGAGACCGCUAUGGAUUGCAGCGCAUGUGGGGCUCCCUGGGCUGGGGCCUGGCGAUGCUGUCGGUGGGCAUAGGGAUUGACUACACCCACCUAGAUGUGCUCAUCGAUGGGAAGGGGUGUAAGCCCCCUGAGUACCGGAACUACCAGAUCGUCUUCAUUGUCUUCGGCGUUCUCAUGACCAUGGCCUUGAUUGUGGCAACUCAGUUCCGGUUCCGCUACAACCACUUCAAAAACAAUGAUAAUAAAGGGAAGGAGGUGGAGAUCCCUCAGGUGGAGAGAAACACCUCCACAGAGUCGUCUGAAGAGACCCCGACCACCGCCAGCCACUCGCAGGCCUUUAGCUUCUGGGACUUGAUCAAACUGCUCUGCAGCGUGCAGUACGGCUCCGUGCUGUUCGUGGCAUGGUUUAUGGGUUUCGGAUACGGUUUCGUCUUCACCUUCCUCUACUGGCAUUUGGAAGACCUGAAUGGAACUACAACCCUCUUUGGGGUCUGCUCGGUCCUGAGUCAUGUAUCUGAGCUGACGGCUUAUUUCUUUAGUCACAAGCUUAUUGAAUUGAUUGGCCAUAUCAGGGUUCUGUACAUUGGCCUGGCCUGCAAUACAGCUCGCUACAUUUAUAUUUCUUACCUGGAAAAUGCCUGGACUGUUCUCCCCAUGGAAGUUCUUCAAGGAGUGACACACGCAGCCAUCUGGGCCGCAUGCAUCUCUUACCUCAGUGCUGCUGUUCCCCCCGAGCUGAGGACGUCUGCACAGGGCAUCCUGCAGGGCCUUCACCUGGGUUUGGGGAGAGGCUGCGGAGCCAUGAUCGGAGGCGUGUUAGUCAAUUAUUUUGGGGCUGCUGCAACCUUCCGAGGAAUUGGCAUGGCCUGCCUGGUGAUCCUGCUGCUCUUUGCCCUGAUCCAGUGGCUGGCAGUGCCAGAUGAGGAAGAAGACAAGACAAUGUUGGCAGAAAGGAUUCCUGUUCCCUCUAGUCCGGUUCCCAUAGCAACCAUCGACUUGGUGCAGCAGCAGACAGAAGAUGUCAUGCCCCGCAUCGAGCCCAGACUUCCACCCAAGAAAACCAAGCACCAGGAAGAACAGGAAGAUGUGAACAAACCAGCCUGGGGGGUCAGCUCUUCUCCUUGGGUCAACUUUGUCUACGCUCUCUACCAAAUCAAAGAGAUGAUGCAACUAACAAGAGAAAACCGUGCUUCCGAGAUCCAGCCUUUGCAGGAGACCAGUGAGAAUCGGGAAGAUUCUCCAGCUGGUAGGGUCCAGCCUGUCCCAUGUGAGUCUCAAUCUGACACAUCUACAAACCAGCCAUCCCCUGACGCUGCAGCAUCUCAGACACAGACUGGCCCCGCUCAUCCCAUGGACCUGCGUGCCGAGGAAAAUGAGGAACGGCAGGCUCAGCCGGCUGAGGGAGGACACUGAGGGCAUCCUGCUCAUCUCACACCCUGCAUGGAACUGGGCUCCUCUGUCAGGACACAGGGCCAGGCCCCCAGCAAGGAUACACUUCCCAUGGGAGGAGCACAGCACCGCAUACGCUUCCCAAUACCUAAGCUCAUUAACACAGAAACACACACAUAGGAGCUACAGUACAUAUUGGCAGGAAAAGGUAAACGUCCAUAAUCCCAUUGGAACUACAGCAGGGAAAUGGAGUUCAGUGAGGACUUUUGGUUGGGUAGGUUAAGGACAACAGGACUUCUCUGCCAGUGCAGUGAGAGUUGAAACCAGCAGUUACACUAAGUAAGUAGAGGGUCUGAAGGUGUUUCAAGGUGAAUGUUGUUCUAAUUUCCCUCUUCUGAUUAUUUAUUCUGAUUAUUUGGUUCUUAAUGCAAACUAGGAAGAAAUAAUACAUCUAUAAUUUUGUUUUUCUUGAGAACCAUUUAAAAAAUUACAAGACAUAUUUAAGAAGCAACAACAUAAAAAUUAGUAGCAUAUGCUUUUUAUUUAAAAGUAAAAUGUUUCAUCAGAAACUUUGCAUAUCUCUAGCAAAUAUAUUUUUAUAUGUGUAUGGUAUAUACUGAAGAGAGUCAAUUCUUUGAGCAACAAAAGCUGUUGUUGACUACUGCAAGCUAAACUGAGCUUUAAAAUGCCUUUUGUUUUAAAUGGGCUUUGAGAAAUACCAGAAAUGAGGGAAUAUAUCAAAUAAACUGACCAACUCAGUAUCCUAUGGCUUGAUAGAAAAGAGUUUACUAAAUGUAUCGAUACUGUAAAUAGCCUCGACUGCUGUUUACUAUUUUAUAGUGAUCUGGGCUCUCAUCAGCUGAUGGAAUAAAACAAAAACAUCACUGAAUUCCUAAGAGUUCCUUUAAUUAAGCAGUACUAUUUACAAAUAACAGUAUAAGAUUUAAGUGCCUGGGGGAGGGGUAUAAUUUUUAACACUUACACAUGGGUUAGUUUUGUUUUCAUUUUGGUAAGGAAAAGGUGGUAAAUAGGAAACCAGGAAUGGAAAGGAGGGCAAUAAGGAGAAACUACUUUCCAUCAACUAAAGAAAGAAAUCUCAGUAUAUUCUUUCCCAUGAAGACAUAGUCAGACACAGUCGGACACUGGACAGUUCAGAUGUGGGUAUGCACCUGUAAAUAUCACCACUGUAGUCAGAACAAUGGCCGGGUGCACCCCACAUAAAGCUUGCUGCUGAACACAAAAGUGGAGGUUCCUAAGAAGCUGGGGGUCUGGGGGGUGGCUGUGGAAAAGGGAACAUGGCUUUAGCUGAAUGAAGGUGAGUUCCAUGUGUGUAUUGUGAAUAAUAGCGGAAAGAGUAGAGUUAGAAAGAGCGACUCACCUUCCCCUCGCCCUGAUCAGGCAGGAUCAGUUGUAAACUGAGGGCUUCUCCAUGAGCCCACGUUCCACCCGAUACUGCAUCUGGGAGAAGAAAUUCUGUGCUUGGGUAUCUAGCUUCACCACAAACAUAGCUUAAAAAUAAAUAACUGAAAGAAAUGGAAUUAAGCAAAUAGUUAUUUUUUGCACUUGAACUGAAAAGUACUGUACUGUAAGUUAUCAUGACUCAUUUCAAGUGACCUUUAAAAUCAGAUGUAUUUAUUAUGCUUGUGUAAUUAUAGAAAUAAAGAAAUGGGUGACAGGCUGAACCUCACCUAUGAAUGUACAGUAUGUGGAUUUGUGAAAAUGACUGUAGGAAGUCAAAAACUUAUACUGUGUCUUGUGUUUACAGUUCUGAUUUAUUCCUUUGAAAAGCCUGCUGUUUUGGAAGUGCACAGUUGACAUGUUGAAAUAAAAAUAAAUACCAUUUUUAAA